UACCAGCCAGCAGCAGUCUCACAGUCGCAGCGCUAAACUCGUCAAGUUCAAACGUUCUUCGUGUGGUCCUGCACACACCGCGCCGUUGCAGUUCGUGCCUAUCUGUGUUGUGUGUGUUUUUCUUCUCGGGAGAAGGCUCGGACUGCAUUCAAUCCCGCAGGACCUUUCUCCCUGCUUUCGUUUUUACGCGUCGUUGUUGAGUGUUUGGUGUUCUGGGGGGACCUGCCUCCAACGGGUGAUCAAGAUAUUGCGACAUCUGAUUAAAUUGAUUUUUCUUCUCCGGUGCUCUGCGAGCAGGCACACACACACACACGCGAGCAAACACCCGGACACGUGUGCUGGCCUGCCUCUCUGGGUGGAGGACAGCUGAGAGGCUCGUCGUCUUCGUCGGAGGAAACCCCCGUCGCGCGGUGAAGCCGCAGUGUGUGUCUUCCCGGAAUUCUGCGACGGCAACACGGCGGAGCUGUCAAGAAGAGACAGCAGCAGCAGAGUGUGUGUGUGUACGAGCGAUGGAAAAUGGGUUAAAUGGAUUGACCUAGGUGUUGAUAAGAGGUGAACGGUGGGGGGAAAUUCCGGUGAAUCUGUGUUGGCGAAGUUCCGAAGUUUCGUACUAGAGUACAGGGAACGCUCACGCAGGAGCGAGAGUACGAAAGGUUUAAUUCAAUUAGAAAAAAAGGAAAUCAGAUACGGAACAGCGAGUGACAGUCACUGGACGAAUGUCAAAGAAGUAUAGUGGCAGACUCUUGGACGGAAAGCAGUGUGGAGUCCAGGAGGGGGAGGAAAGUGAAAAUUCCUUCUUCCUGGUGUAGAACCUCGUGCUCUCAGAAGAGAGAGAGAGAGAGAGAGAGAGUGAGCACGCAAAGCAGAGAGAGCGAGUUUUUCCGGCGACUUUUCACCGACAGAACCUGAAGCAGAAGGCACAGACGACGUCGAACCGCAGUGAAGGAAGAAGCUCAAAGGCUACGGUGUAGAGUUCAACAUCGGAAGAAGAACAGCCGCGGAUCAACGCAAGAGAGUGAGAGCGUGAGCAACUCGCGAGAGGGAAAUCUCGAGAGAGCGCGAGAGAGUGUGUGGAAGGAAAAGCGGACCCCACUGCCGUUGAGGAGUCGGUUCGCAGCACCGAACUCACACCGAACGGAACCGCCAGGACGGAAGGAUCGUCUUUUCGCCGGUCGCGCCGGAGGAGCUCUGUAUUUGUACCACACGGUUGUUCUGAGUUCAAGAGUGUGUUCCAAGUGUCUACCGCUGGUCUAGAACUGGUUGGUGUAGAGCAGCGCUAAGAAGAAGGUGUUCGUGCGGAUCUUCGCGCAACGUGCCGUGGGACAAUUCCGGAGGUGGGACGGAUUUUCCGGAAAAUCCGGACAGCGGCAGCAGCCGCAGCUGUUCCGAGGGUUAGUGGAAAUUAGGUAAUCGUCGAGGUGAACCUCCAGCUUGUACUAGAGAGCGAAUUGUGUGCGGUUUUUUGGAAAAGGAAAACUUCACGCCAGGAAAGCGCAGGAAAAUCAAUUUACGUGUGUAGUUGUGCAAAGUUUUUAUAUACUCUUGUUAUUUCCUUGUGAUUUUUUUUUCGUUCUGUUCAUGUCAUCCUGUGUGUAGUGUAAUCGUAUAGUGUACAUACCGAGCAGAAUAGCAAAGAAAUACCAGAAAAUAAAAAAAAAAAACAACGGAAAGGAGCAGAAGCAACUCUCUCUUCUUGGUGUGUGCCGCAGUGGGACGUUAAUUACAUAAGAAUAAACUUGAUUUUUGAGUGUUUUUUUUUUCGAGUCGAUUCGAGUUCAAUCCGAGUGAUAAUUGGAUAAGUGCUUUUUGGAGACAGUUUGUGACAAAUUGGGCCCGUUUUCACACAAACACACCUGCACACAAGAGAUUUGUAUACAGCAAACACCGCUGCAAAAGUUGUCUAGGAGAAGUUAUAAACAACACGUUUUACUCACCAAAUUACUCACAGUGUUUAGCCAGUGCUUAGUUAGCUAAUGUUUGACGCAGUUUGAUGUUGGUAGGGUUACAUUAAUCGUGUUCGUAGCGAGUUACAACUUACUAAUUAGCCUAAACUACAUAAAUAGUAUAAAAAGGAAAAACUAGAAUUUGUGAAAAAACAAAAUCAAACUUUUUUGACAACGAAAAAAAAUAACAAGAAGAAGUAAAGGAAGAAAACUAACCAACAAAAAAAACAACAACAAAACAAGGCAAAGAGAAGAAAACAAAACAAACCUGCCCUGGCGCGGUUGAACUGUGAUGGUGCUCUACGUGAAGAAGGAUUUCUAUCGUAAGGAGCCCGACCGGCUGAGGCACCGGCAGCCGCGACUCGUGUAGCUCUGCCAUGAACAAGCAUCUCUGGAACAGCGAUACAUCCUGGGGAUGUGUCCCGGCAGCAGCAACAACAACAACAACGACAACUACGCCAGCACCACGACGACCACGUCCAACGCUGGCGCUGACUACGCUGACGACGCUGGCCCAUCUGACGACCAUCCUGCUGCUGCUGCUGCUGGCGCCCGGUCCAGGUGGCGCAUUGGACCCCGGCAUCGACCUGCUCGACGCACUAAGUUUACACACAAAUUUAUCCCAAUACCAAGGGGUUACAGUCACCGACGAGUAUCAACAUCAAAGGGUAUAUCAUUUGUCAGGUGGCGAUCGAAAUCUUGUCCUUCCGACAUCGGUUUUUCACCGGGCCGUGGACCAGAUGAAGCGGACGGCCGAUUUCACGUUUGCCGUCGUCCUGAAGCAGGAGCAAGCUAACUCUGGGACCAUCGUUUCCUUUUCAAACGGAAACAAUAGGUAUUUAGAAUUACAAUCAAGUGGAAGACGUGACGAAAUACGUUUUCAUUACACACACAUAACAGCAGCGGGCGAGCCGCUGAUGCGCUACGAGUCCUUCCCGUAUCGGCUUGCGGACGACGCCGAGCACAAGGUGGCGCUAACGGUCAGCGGCACCGAGGUGCAGCUCUACAUCGACUGCCAUCCACUGUAUAAGCGAGUGAUGCAUUUUUUACCAGAUAGAAAUUUUAGUGCUUCCAAUAUGCAAUUAUUCGUCGGACAAAGAAACUCAAAUAGUCAUUAUUUAUUUAAGGGUGAUUUAAAAGAUUUACGUAUUAUCACCGGCCCGUACGGUUAUUUAUCACAAUGUGAACUAAUGGAUGCACAAUGCCCCACCUGUGGGCAGUUUUUAGAGUACGAAAAAACGUUAGCAAAAUUUCAACAAUCCUUACUAAGUCUACAGGUUCAGCUAGUGGCUGCAGAGAACCGUAUCACACACUUAGAGAAAUGUGAUUGUAAAAAAUCAUGCCUAAUUGACGGUACAAGCAAAGACGACGGUGAUAUAUGGGAUAUAGGUUGUAGUCAGUGUAAAUGCGAGAGUGGCGUCGUCACGUGUGGUCCAAGACCAUGUCCAGAGGUUAAGUGUAAACAUCCAGUAUUAGAGAAGGGUGCAUGUUGUCCUAAGUGUUUAAAAAAUUGUUAUAUUAAUAAGAAAGACUAUGAACACGGCGAUAAGCAGAUCCUAGGCUGUAGAAACUGCUCGUGCAUAGACGGCAAUAUGUUGUGUGAUAUGCUGCAGUGUCCGGAGCUCAAGUGCCCCCCGGAGCAGCAACUGUCGGUGACGGACGAGUGCUGUAAAUUUUGUCAAGGAGUGGACUAUUGCUCAAAGGGUCACGCAUGUCAUACUAACGCUACGUGUCUUAAUCUUAACACCAAGUACACGUGUACCUGUCGCUCGGGCUUCCACGGAGAUGGGUAUGAAUGCUCUGACAUUGACGAGUGCGCUCAGCAAGGUGGUCUUAAUGGUAAUCACUGCCAUCUGAACACGCGGUGCGUCAACACGUUCGGCUCGUACGUGUGCGAGUGCGUGGCCGGCUACCGGCGGCUGGACAAGUUCAACUGCGUCGAGGUGGACGAGUGCAAGUCCGGCGAGCACAGCUGCCACGAGCACGCGGACUGCAGCAACACGGCCGGCUCGUACCACUGUCGCUGCCAGCCGGGCUACGAGGGCGACGGGUACGACUGCAAGCCGGUCUGCAAUCAAACCUGUCUGAACGGGGGUGAGUGCCGGGCGCCUGGGGUGUGUACGUGCCGGGCCGGCUACGUCGGCGAGUCCUGCGAGAAGGACCUGGACGAGUGUGCGACCGGGGUGCACCGGUGUAAGGAGACAACGAACUGUGUUAACAUGCCAGGAUGGUACUAUUGCAAAUGCAAGCCUGGAUUUGAAACCAAAGGAAAAGAUUGUGUAGAUAUAGACGAGUGCUAUCUGAACACGCACAGCUGUCACCCGACGGCCCGGUGCGUCAACACGCAGGGACACUUUGAGUGUGUCUGCCCGACGUCGGCGUCGGAAGCGGCCGCGGCGGCCAUCGCGGACGCCAGCAGCAGUAGUAGCGGGUCGUCACGGUCAGUGGUGGCGACGGUUGCGGCAACCGUCCGGCCCGGUGCCGCGUCCAACUGUAGGUUAAGUUGUAUGUUCGAGGACAGCGAGAUCCCGGACGGCGGCCAGAUCUCGCCCCGGAACCAGCCGUGCAAGGUGUGCACCUGUUCGCGGGGGGUCAUCAGCUGCGUGGAGCCACCGUGCAACUGCUCGCGGUGGCAGGAGCGGGGCAGCGGAGCGCGGGACCUCUGCUGUCCGCAGUGCGAUCCCAAAGAGUCCUGCCAGCACCAGGAGCUGAAGCACGUGACGUUCCGCAGCGGCGAGCAGUGGAUUUACCAGUGCCAGACGUGCGAGUGUCUGUACGGUGAAUUCGACUGCUGGAGGCUCGAGUGUCCGCCGCUGACUUGUGAUAACCCGCUGCCGAUGGGGCGGGGCGACUGCUGCCCGCGGUGUCCGGACGACAUGUGCGGCCUGGAGAACGCAACGGCGACCAUCGGUGGCGGCGGCAGUGGCGCGAGCUUGCCGUGCCUGUACGAGCAGCACAUCUACGCCUCUGGACAGACGUUCAAGUACCCGUCCAGAGAGUGCGCCACCUGCUCCUGCAAGGUCCCCUACUGUGCCCAACUGGUGAGCAAUUCCGCGUGUUGUGUGCAUCGGACGGUAAGAUCACCUGCCGUUACGAUGAUCAUUGUGUUGCUGAUGAACUACGCCAGGUUGAAGAGUCUCCUGCAGACGAUAGUGUUAAGAGUAGUCUUUCUAAUCAUAAACCAUCGCAAACAACGACCCCAAAGACAUCCAGCGAAAGUGGAAGCGCGAGUAGCAGCAGCAUCAGCAGCAGCAGUAGUAGUGCACCAUCAGCAACAUCAACGAUCCCACCCACAACAACCACAGCAGCAGCAGCAGAACAAUCAACCUCAUCAACUUCAUCGACAGCAGCACCAGCGAUACCAAAGCCAAGUCGAAGUCCUUCGAAGAAGCUACUCAAGCGAUCACUUCCGAGCAUCUACGAGACCUCCUCGUCCAUCUGGUCCACGCCGGCGGCCGUGCCUCUGCGGAGGUACGUCGGCAACUAAGGUCGGCCCUCUUCCCUUCCAGAACAGCCACCGUCACCACCACCACCAACACCAGAUCAGCGUAAUGUUCGUGUAGAAAUUUGCCUUCUUGCAGAGAAACAACAACACAAAAAAGAGUUAAAUGUGUACGAUUUUUUUUUUGUAUUUAACACACACACGCGCGCCACCCUAGCGAUUGUAUAGAAAAAAUGUUUUAAACAAUUGAGACGAAAGUUAGAAAAUUUAAAAAUAACAAAAAAGAAACAAAUCCUAAAGUUUUAUCCCUCAUCCAGAAACAAAAAAAAACAAACGUCAGAGGCCAUCGAAUUUGAACACACAAAACAUCAAAAAUCUGACUCCUAAAAAUACCCACACCAAAAAAAAUCAACUCCACACUAGUUCUCUUUCACUCUAAAAACUCUUAACUCUCUUUAACUUUUAAACGAAGCCCUCCCCCAUUCUCAAAUCUCUCAAUCUUUCCUACAUUUUUGUGUGCAGCAGAAAAGUAAACAAACGAAAACAACAACAGUCAAGCGCAUCAAGUCGAGUAGUAGAAGGUAAACAACGAUUAAAAAUUAAAAUUAACAAAAAAAAGUCCGCCUAGCAAAAGAUGUUACACAAACACGAAAAUAUUUCCACCUUCUAAGUUUUAGAAAAAAAAAGAAGUGGUGGUAUCACAGAUAAACAGGUGGAAAAUCACGAAAUCAAUCAUUAAUUUAGUUUAACUUAAAGUGUCGCCAUCUAGUGGCAAAAACUUGCAACUAAAAAUAACUGUUUAAAAUUAUCUGACAUAUUGUAUGGGAGGGACACUUAUGAAAUUGAAGAGACGUUUCUCAGAAACUUUUCUUUAAAAAAAACUCCUCUUUAAACAACCUUAGAUUUUGAUUCCAAUUUCACUGAGUGUUGUAAAUGAGUG
This is a messenger RNA of Culex pipiens pallens (northern house mosquito), 6325 nucleotides long. RefSeq names its product protein NEL-like. Gene Ontology annotation, molecular function: calcium ion binding; protein binding. Bases 2321 to 5506 code for a protein of 1061 amino acids. The record is from RefSeq and is a predicted model, not a curated record. NCBI's taxonomy places the organism in Eukaryota, Metazoa, Arthropoda, Insecta, Diptera, Culicidae. The transcript is spliced from 14 exons.